AUGUCUCCAUCCAAGAUAACCGACCAGCGAGCAAAGUAUCGCAUCGGAGUCGACGUCGGAGGAACCAACACUGAUGCUGUUCUGAUCUCUCUUGACCCCGUGUCAAUCCUAACGUCCCACAAAGCACCUACCACUGCCGAUAUCACCACCGGCAUCACCAACGCCGUGCAGGCAGUGAUAGAUUCAUACGGCGCCCACCCAUCCUCCAUCGCCUGCGUCAUCAUCGGAACAACACAUUUCCUCAACGCUGUGAUACAGCGCUCAGCCGCACUCCAGCCCGUGAGCGUUGUGAGAUUAUGCGGAGGACCUAAGCAAGGGUUCGGGCGCGACUUGCCUCCAUUCGUUGAUUUUCCCCCUGAUUUGAGAGCAAAGAUCGAAUCCCGGUCAUUCUUCUGUCAUGGAGGCUAUCAGAUAUCCGGGGAGGAAAUCAGUCCCCUAGACGAAGCUGAGAUCAGAGAUGUUGCUAAGCAACUGGCCGAGGCACAGUCUUCUAAUAUUGUUCUCUCUGGGAUGUACGCGCCCAUGAAUGCCGCCCAGGAAAUCCAAGCAAAGAAGAUCCUGUUGGGCAUCCUAAAGCAAACAAAGAGUCAUUGUUCGAAAAUCCGGAUCACAAUGUCACAUGAAAUUUCGCAACUUGGCUUCCUGUCCCGGGAGAACGCUGCAAUCCUGAACGCCACGCUGCGGUUUCUUGCAGAAAAGACGAUCCGCGGCUUCCAAAAGGCUGUGAAAGAAAUCUUCAAAAAUGAGCCGUGUUCUCUGUACCUCACACAGAACGAUGGUAGUGUCCUCAGAGCGAUCGAAGCUGUCGACCUGCCGAUCCGGACCUUCAACUCCGGGCCGACAAACUCCAUCCGAGGAGGCGAGUUCCUCUGGCGAGCCGCGAUGCAGAAGGAAGGCGGCGCGGACGCGAAGCGGGAGGAUGCUCUGGUCGUUGUCGACAUCGGCGGCACUACGUCGGACAGCGGGCUCUUACUCGCUAACGGCCUUCCUAUGAUGAGCUCCCUUACCAGCUUCGUCGGCGGAGUGCGCACAAAUUUUGCGCUCCCCGCGGUCGAGAGUAUUGGUUUGGGUGGAGGGAGUGUUGUUCGAGAGACGGACGGCGGAGAUGUUACCAUUGGACCAGACAGCGUCGCCCUGGACUUGUUAUCCAAGGCUCGAUUGUUCGGCGGCGAGACUCUCACUACCUCAGACGUGGCAGUAGCUGCCGACAGAGAGAUCAAUCCAUUUGCGAGUGUCGGGGGCGACCCAGCUCGUCUAUCUGAUAUCAGUGAGGAUCUUAUUCAAAAGGCCAGGGAUACGGCACGGCGAAUGUUGGAAGAGCUCAUCGACAGGACAAAAAUACAAAAGGGCCCUGUCGACGUCCUAAUAGUCGGCGGUGGUUCCCUUAUCAUCGAUGCCAGUCAGUCUUUCAGCGGCGUGCGAGCGAUACGGACCGUCAACGGGGGCGAGGUCGCAAAUGCCGUCGGGGCAGCAAUCUCCCGGGUUUCUGCAGUUGUCGACACUGUUGUCGACACCUCGAACCAAACCGUGAAACAGGCUCAAGAGAAGGUCAGUGCCCUGGCAAUUGAGAAGGUCGUCGUGCAGGGCGCACAAGAAGGGACGGUGGAAGUUGCCGAAGUCAGCAUCCUACCUAUCCAGUAUGCAGACUCCAAAGCCCGUAUUGUUACGCGAGCGAUCGGAGAGCUGGACACCGUGGUGGCUUCGACCACGAAUGAUGAAAGCGCUGAUGAAAUCCCCUUCGAAAUCUCCGAUAUCCAAGAAAACGGCCAAGCGGUUGGGAACACUCCUGACGCAGUUGAUGUCGAAACUUCUACGCGAGCUGACCCAAGCUCAUAUCGCCCGCUCGUCAAAGACGGUCAAUGGAUCGUUUCCUCUACUGACCUGGAAUAUAUCGCUGCAGGCUGCAAGGUACUCGGCUGCGGCGGUGGAGGAGAUCCAUACCAGGAAUGCCUCAAGGCGCAGGCCAUCCUCAAGGAUUCUCCCGGUUCCAUCAGAGUAGUGUCGGCCUCUCAGCUUGCAGAUGACGCCUUGGUCGGCUGGACUGCUUGCAUCGGCAGCCCAGAGGUCAGCAUGGAACGGCUGGAAAACAACGAGUGCCUUCAGGCUCAUGAAGAGCUCAUGAGGGCCACUGGCAGCCGCCCUGUUUCGGCAUUCAUGGCAGCAGAGAUCGGGGGUGGCAAUGGUGUUGUCAAUCUUGGGGUUGCUGCGCAGAAAAACGUGCCGUGCGUCGACGCCGACUGGAUGGGCCGCGCCUAUCCGACCAUGUACCAAGUGACAGCCAAUGUGUUUGGUACACCCAAAGGAGAAGCUUUGGUCCCUACUGCGAUUGCGAGCGGUGAUGGGACAAUGGUUACAAUGACAGAUACCCGUACCGACCAGAUGGUCGACAAGACUCUGCGUGCCGCUUGUGUGGUUAUGGGAUGUCGUGCAGGCAACGCCGGACCACCGAAGACUGCCAAGGUGGUCCAAGAUCAGGCGAUAUCAGGCACCGUUUCACUAGCCUGGUGGAUUGGCCGUGCUAUUGCGACAGAGAAGAGCAUCACUGACAGGACUCGGUCGAUCAUUGACGCUGUUGGAGGGCCACAAAGUGCGGCAGUGCUGGCAGAAGGCAAGAUUAUUAAUGUCGAGCGUGUUUUAAAGACUGGGCACACGUACGGCGUGCUCGAGGUCGAUGGUAAACUUAGCGAUGGAACGAAGGCCAUCAUCAAAAUUCCGUUCAAGAACGAGAAUGCAUACGUUGAGGCUUCUGGGUUAGACGGAGGUAGCUCCACGAUUCUCGCCUCUGUGCCCGACCUGAUUGCGGUUAUCGACGCCGAGACGGGCGCUGGGUUAGGGACGCCCGAGUACAAGUAUGGCUUGCGAGUAAUUGUCAUGGCCAUGGCAGCAUCUCCAAGAUGGACUGGGUCACAACGGGGGAUGGAACUUGGUGGCCCAGGAUCUAUGGGGUUCGGACACAUUGAGCACAAGUCGAUUGGAGUUUAUAGACAGUCACGCAGUGUCAUCGAUGCCUUUUCAGAAUAG
This is a messenger RNA of Clonostachys rhizophaga, 3021 nucleotides long. The record is from the annotation of a GenBank genome assembly. Lineage: Eukaryota; Fungi; Ascomycota; Sordariomycetes; Hypocreales; Bionectriaceae.